Propithecus coquereli (Coquerel's sifaka) is the source of this 2796-nucleotide messenger RNA. It is a transcript of the gene DCUN1D4, whose product is annotated as DCN1, defective in cullin neddylation 1, domain containing 4. Gene Ontology annotation, biological process: protein neddylation; positive regulation of ubiquitin-protein transferase activity. Lineage: Eukaryota; Metazoa; Chordata; Mammalia; Primates; Indriidae. Gene Ontology annotation, molecular function: ubiquitin conjugating enzyme binding; cullin family protein binding; ubiquitin-like protein binding. The transcript is spliced from 10 exons. Gene Ontology annotation, cellular component: ubiquitin ligase complex. The record is from RefSeq and is a predicted model, not a curated record.
AUGACUGACAGCAGCCAGGUCCAACCGGCUAUUCCAGAGCGUGGCCUCCGCCAGGGGCGUUACAGACACGAGGCCCUAGAACCAAUCGCAUUGGACCCCAGGGGGUGGGGCCUCCUUGCCAGCUCUAGAAAGGUGCUCGCGGCACUCCUUUUGUCAAAUGAGACACGCGGGAGGGCGGGUUCUCAGCCGCGGCUCAGCCAAUGGGGAAGGCAGGCUUGGAGGGCUGGGCGUGUCAGGCGGCGGGUCCUCAGCUCCGAGCCGAGGUGCGGUGAACCGGUGGGGGGACCGCGAGGCGAGCGCGGGAGCCUGGGCGGCGAGCGGGCUGUGAGCUGCCCGAAAAUGCACUCGGAUGCCACCGCUGUCAACUUUCAGCUGAACUCUCAUCUCUCAACACUGGCAAAUAUUCAUAAGAUCUACCACACCCUUAAUAAGCUAAAUCUAACAGAAGACGUUGGCCAAGACGAUCACCAAACAGCAUCCUUAUCUUGUUCCAGUUCUUAGAGGGAAUGCGAAAGGCGGCUGAGGGUCCUCGGUUUAGACCCGGUCGGGCUCUGGUUCUGUGCCGAAGGAGCAAGCGGGGCCUUGAGCUCACACGCCGUCCAGUACCAGGCUCGGGGUAGCAGCCUCACUUGGGCCGUGCUCCUCAUUUAUAACAGAGAGGGUGCCGCUGACUGCAUGUAUAGAAAAUAUGAUUCAACUAGAAUAAAGACUGAAGAAGAAGCCUUUUCAAGUAAGAGGUGCUUAGAAUGGUUCUAUGAAUAUGCAGGUAGUGAAGAAGUGGAGAAGGACCAGCGCAGCCUAGACAUAAACACUGCCAAGUGCAUGUUGGGACUGUUAUUAGGAAAAAUCUGGCCCCUUUUUCCAGUUUUUCACCAAUUCUUAGAGCAAUCAAAAUACAAAGUUAUUAAUAAAGACCAGUGGUGCAAUGUCCUAGAGUUUAGCAGAACAAUUAACCUUGACCUCGGCAACUAUGAUGAAGACGGCGCGUGGCCGGUUUUGUUGGACGAGUUUGUGGAGUGGUAUAAAGACAAACAGAUGUCCUAGGACUGUCUGCACAGCAGCGAGAGAGUCACUGUUACCAGUUAUGUCACCCAUUAGCCAUAAAUUGCUGUUCGUAUCCAAGCGCAUGCUGCUUUUCUUGCACUGUCUCCCUUGCGCAGGGACGUGUCGGUGUUUGCUAUUGAGUGGGCCAGCUCUGCUUGCUGUGUAGCAUUGUUCUCUCGGAGGGCUGCUUCGCAGUGUGUAUUUACACUACAGAUUGGUGAAUUUGCCAACGUCCUCACUGUGAUGAUGUGUAUAUUGCUGUUUAAAUUUUGUAUAUGUGUAUAAAAAGAAAAAGCUUCACCUAGAGAUUAUUUCUUCAAAAAUGUAUUGUAAAAAUAAUUUUGUGGCGUAUUUCUAGUCCCUUUUUUUCGAAUGAACCAGUUAUCCUCUGUUCGGUCUCAAAUGUAGCAUUUCAGCAAACAAGACAAAACAGCUGUGACCUGAGUAAACGUUGCCAGAAUAACCUUACUGUCCGAGAGGCCGACUUCUGGAAGGAGGUGGGAGUCCUAACUUCUCAGAGGCAAAUGCCAAACAUAAUUUGGUUUACUCAACAAUAUCAGCAUGAAAGUUAUAAUUAUUUGAACAUAUAGACACGUAACAUGCCACAAAUCAUUCCUACCAUGCAAGGGUAUAGUUUUUUGCUUUUUAAUGUUAAAACUAUAGUAGCUUGAAUAUAGGUACAAAUGAACAAAUUCAAAUUGCACCUUUUUUUUAAAAUGGGGUUUAAAUUCCUGUAAACAUUCUUUCUUUGAUGGUUUUUCUCUUUUUCUAUUUCCCUUUUGCAUUCUUCUAGCCAGUGUUUGGUCUGCUGGUGCUCUCUGUGCCACUCUACAUAGAUUCACUUUGCCUCCUUGUGAAAACCUCAUGGUUUGCUGGCAAUUUAUAAAUGCAGAGCACUUUUAGUUGUGGCUUGAAUUUUUAGUUCAGCUUUUAUGGUGUCUAAUUUCUAGUUUUUUGAGAAAAGAACCAUACUACGAGUGAGAGGUGUUUUGUUCUAGUUUGUUUUCCUUGUUCGUUUCUGUCACGCUGGGCUUUUCCUUGCAGCAUGUCCAUUGCGGGCAGUGGACACGUGACCACCAGCGUCGAGAUGGCCCAGUUCUCGCUGGGACCUGUCUUGGAGGGGCCACUUGUCAUUACCCGAGUCAUUUGUACAGAGGGGAAUAGCCAUUAUUUAUGUGGAUGAGGAAAUGAGAGUAAAGAGGAUGGUGUUUUUAGGUUUCUGUUUUAUGUCUUUUUUCUUUUUUGGCCUUGCCCUUCUUGAGGAAACAGAGAGAGAACAUGUUUUACCCCAACUUCCUGGUGCUAUUGAAUGAUACUGAUUCAGUCCCUAAAGUUCUGUGAAACCACAACAGUCUAAUGAUUUGACCAAGUGAAAAGCUAAUGGUGCAUUUGAACGAGUGGAUGCUGUAGUUGUCAGCAAGAUCCUUGAUUGAGCAUGUGAUGAUUGGAAGAAGUUUGGAUUUUUUGGAAAUCUGGCCAAGAAGUCUUUUAGAUGACAUGUGAACCUUUAAGUGGCAUUAAAUGAGCAAAGCACACAGACAAUGCUACUCUUGAUCACUGUUACGGUUUCUUUGCGAACAGUGUUCAGAUUUCCAUAUUAUUUUUUCCCUGACUGAACCACCAAAGACAGAAAUUUUGUAUGUAUAUACAGUGUGUGUGCAUAUGCAAAAUCAUGGUAUGGUAGAAUGCAACUACUUUUUUUUUCCUACCAAAUAGAAAGAUUUGGUUUGCUGUGAAAUAAACCAGAAGUUU